UAGCUGUUACCAUGAAGGGAGAACAUCAUUAAGGAAUAACUAAUGGCCCUGCACGGGCUCCACCCAGCUCUCGGUGCUGGGAAGCCUAAUUAGAGCGCAGAGAUAACGAUGGAGUGCUCGGAUGAAUUUGCAUGGGACUCCAGCCUAUAUAGAAUAUGAAGGAUCUGGUGACUCUCAGGAAGUGGCUGGAGGAUGUGCGUGGGUGGAAGAGGAGGCAGGGAGCUGGAGUGCUGAGCAGAGCAGGUGGUCCAGCACAGGAGGUCCUGGAUGUGGGCGCUGCGGCUGUGGUGUGAGCAGAAACGCACCUUUCUGUUGUCUGCACUCCGUGAUCCAGAGCAGGCUCCUUCCAAUUCUCCAGGGCAUCGUCAGAGCCCAGAGCAAGAGGCAUGGAAAACAGAUGUGCGAGACGCUGCUGCGUUCCGUUGGCCAUUGCUUUGGCGGUGAUGGAGCUGGAGAAGCGCAUGUGAGGCAUUAUCUGCUCUUCUGGCCCCGGGGCAGCGAGGAAAGCUUUGGACAGUUUCAAGGAGCACUCUUCUCUCUGUCAAGGAUCUCUUUAAAAGGAACAGGAAUAGGGCGACCCAAGCGCACAGUGCCAGCGGCAAUCCAAAGCAGCCAGCAGCACGGAGGGACCUGUCCCGGCUCCAGGCAUCACCGGUAUGGACAGGGAGGACCUGCGGUGCAAAUAAAAUUAAAUGCAAAUAAAAUGAAGCCACCCAUGGCAAUCACGAGCGGAGGGCCACCAGCAGUCCCCCUGCCCGCGGAGGGGCCGCACGGGGAUGCCAGCGAUGCUGGGGACGCCAGGGAUGCCGGGGAUGCCAGCGACACGGGGGAUGCCAGCGACGUGGGGGAUGCCAGCGACGGCGCUGCCUCCGGCCUGAACCCACUGCAGUGGCCGGGCUGCAGGUGA
Molecule: messenger RNA, 907 nt
Organism: Grus americana (Whooping crane)
Lineage: Eukaryota; Metazoa; Chordata; Aves; Gruiformes; Gruidae
Exons: 6
Coding region: 122-907 (261 amino acids)
Source: RefSeq, a predicted model, not a curated record